AUGGAGUACCUCCCGCAAGACCUAAUAUAUGAAAUUGUGUUACGACUCCCUGUGAAGGGUCUGAUCCGAUUUUCUUUUGUUUCGAAGCUAUGGAAGGCUGUGAUCUACAGCAAAGACUUCAUUAAAGAGCAUCAGCAACGCCGCUCUAUCAACAACUCCAAGAAAGAUUUCACCCUCAUACGCCAUGGUGUUCAGUCCGGAGAUUUUCAUCACUUCUAUGCAGCCUCCUUUUCUGCUGAUACAUUAGAGGAAGAACAACAAAUCGAGCAUCCAAUAUAUUCCCUUGAAGAAGAGUAUGGACUUGGGCUUCAUACUCGUAUCAUUACUGUCUGCCAUGGAUUGGUUUUACUAGGUGUUCUGUGUAGGAAGGCUACUAGUAAUUAUGUGCACCUCUAUGUAUGGAACCCGGUGAUCGCAAAGCACAGACACAUAUCCCAGCCCAUAUGGCCAGAAGGAGAAGACCCGCAUUUUACGUAUGGAAUAGGUUAUCAUUGUGACGAAGAUGACUUAAAGGUGUUAGUUUUGAGGCAAACUGGUAGACGGCCGAUUUGGAAAAUCCAGUUUAUAGUUUGCAGCGUAGCAACAGGCCAAUGGAAAAGGAUAACAAAACUUCCACCUAGUAAUCUUCAAGUUAAUAUAUUUUGUUAUUAUAAUAUGGUGUCGUUGAGCGAUUCUCGUGUGGCUUGGCUGAUGGCAGAUGUUGAUUAUAUGGAUCUGUACCAUGUUGUGACUUUUGACCUUGUGAAGGAGGAGUAUAAUACUUAUCGGGUUCCGAUUUCUAUUCGUGGUCCAGGGGCUAUAACGCUGAUGGAACUGGGAGGCUUCCUGUGCUUUAGGCAUCGUCAAAAUAUUUGGUUCAUGAAGGAUUCUUCUUGGUCGACCGAGCCUAUUCCUCUGAAUAAUUCCAGGCCUCUAUUCUUUGAUGGUGAGAGGUUUCUGUUGAGCAGGUUUUCUGGUGAUCAUAAGGAGCUCUUUUGGUACAACAUAAAGACACAAGAUCAUCAACAUGUGACGCGAACUGGUGACUAUGCUGGAAGCUUUGAUGGGGCUACUACUCAGACAGCUUUCAUUUGUGGAGGAAACCUCCGUUUUCUCCUCGAUGGUCAACCUGAUCUGUAUGCCUAUUUCUGUCGUCCCUAA
Messenger RNA from Rosa rugosa (rugosa rose), 1140 nucleotides. RefSeq names its product F-box/kelch-repeat protein At3g23880-like. NCBI's taxonomy places the organism in Eukaryota, Viridiplantae, Streptophyta, Magnoliopsida, Rosales, Rosaceae. The transcript has a single exon. Gene Ontology annotation, molecular function: protein binding. The record is from RefSeq and is a predicted model, not a curated record. Bases 1 to 1140 code for a protein of 379 amino acids.